Molecule: messenger RNA, 1860 nt
Organism: Sipha flava (yellow sugarcane aphid)
Lineage: Eukaryota; Metazoa; Arthropoda; Insecta; Hemiptera; Aphididae
Product: proton-coupled amino acid transporter-like protein CG1139
Exons: 9
Coding region: 63-1685 (540 amino acids)
Biological process (GO): amino acid transmembrane transport
Cellular component (GO): vacuolar membrane
Molecular function (GO): amino acid transmembrane transporter activity
Source: RefSeq, a predicted model, not a curated record
GCCAUAUUAGUUUUACUAUAGUCAUUAUUUGAUUCAGAUGACCGGUGGGGUUAUGAAGAAUCAUGUUACCUUCAGAAGAAAUAAUUUCAUCAAUUAAUGGAAAUGAUGUUUCAACAUUAAUGACUUCUACCGAUCUGAAUGAAGCCAAUUUAUCAAAGGCGAUUGGCAAAAAAUCAUCGGAACAGCCUAGAUUGCUUAUGCAAGCCGACGAAGCGACUUUGUCACUUUUAAUAGUUGAAAACAAUGGAAAUUCAAAUGAUAAAAACCAAUCGAAUUUAACCGAUAGUCUUACAGAUGACAAAUAUAAACAAAUUGAAAGUGUAAAAUCUGAACACACUCGUAGUGUAUUAUCUUUAAGCUAUAACCAAAAUAUUCAUCCUACUUCUUAUCUAGAUACACUUAUAAAUAUGUUGAAAGGAAAUAUUGGAUGUGGUAUUUUGGCUAUGGGAGAUGCAUUCAAAAAUGGAGGGUUACUGUUUGCAACCAUUUUUACUAUCGUCAUUAGUUUGAUCAGUGCUUACAAUCAACAUACAUUAUUGGGAUGUUCAAAAACGGUAAAAAAAAAACUUAAGCUACAACAUAAUCCAAAGUUUGCUGAGACCAUAGAAUUAUCGUUUCAAUACGGACCACAAAAAUUUCAAAGCUAUUCAGUAUUUUUUCGGAAAAGUGUUAAUAGUUUUAUAGUCAUUAGUCAGUUGGGGCUUUGCUGCGUUUAUGUUAUUUUUAUUUCGAAGUCUCUUCAGCAGGUGAUGAGUUGGUAUAACACACACGUUGAUGUGCAUUUGAGUAUACUAAUAACAAUGGUACCUGUUUUGAUUUCAUCACUUAUAAGAAAUUUAAAGUUUAUUGCUCGGCUAUCAGCAUUAGCCAAUGUGUGUAUGUUUGUUGGUAUAUUUGUAAUUCUAUAUUAUUGUACCAUUGAUUUACCACCCAUAACCUCGAGAACACCUGUUGCUCACUGGACUACUCUGCCUCUAUUUUUCGGCACCAGUAUAUUUGCAUUUGAAGGAAUUAGUUUGGUUUUACCUCUACAGCAAGAAAUGAAAAGUCCUAAACAAUUUACAAGCACAUUUGGAGUAUUAAAUGUAGGUACGGUGAUCGUUACGACCCUCUUACUAAUUACUGGUUUUAUGGGUUACUUAAAAUUUGGAGAAGCAGUACGAGGUAGCCUUACUUUAAAUUUACAAGAGGAAUUUUUAUUAUCUAAAGUCGUUAUUUCCAGUAUGAUGUUAAAUAUUCUAUGUUCAUAUUCAUUGCAGUUUUAUGUCUCAAUUGAAGUAUUAUGGCCAAUAAUUGAAAACAAAUUCGGACCAUUUAGAUCGCCUUUACUUUGGGAAAUAGGACUCCGUGUAAUAUUAGUCCUCAUUACAUUCAUCGGGGCCGAUGUUAUUCCACACUUGACGAUGUUCAUAUCGUUGAUUGGCGCCGUGGCAUGUUCGUUUCUGGCGUUGAUAUUCCCGCCGCUGUGCCAUAUUGCUGUCGUCAAUGCCGGUGACCGAGGCGACAAUAAAUACGGCCUGUUCAAGUGGCAAUUAGUGAUGGACGCGCUCACGUUAGCCUUCGGUACGAUCGGUUUCUUCACUGGAACAUAUGCUAGCGUUUACGAGAUAUAUGGCGCGUUUCGAGGGGUAACGAUAGUCACCAACAGUUCAGAUUCUACUACACAAGCUUCGUUCCUAUCUUGACGUUAUUUCUAACUCCAAGUGGCAUUUUUUGCCGAAAUAUGGUUGUUGUACAAGUAAUAUCAGUCAUUCUGUACCCACAGUAAUCACAACCACGUAUUAUAGUUGUCAUGUGUAUAAGCAUCGUGCAUUUUGUUAUUGUAUCUAUAUAAAGUAUUAUUACAAACACUUGCUUAUA